UUACUGAAAGCCAAGAGGUACAGGGACUGAAAAAGGAUGGCAGCUCUUGACAUAUAAAAUUGAUAGGGCUUCUGUUGGAAGAAUCAACCACAGAAAUCAACAAGCUCUUAGGGAAAGGAAGACAAAAAGUAUAUCCUUCACUGGAGGUCAUUCUCUACCUCAAGUUAAUCUUUUAUGCAAUAUCUUGGCCUAUCACAUUUGUCCUCUAGUAAAAAUAAAUAGGUACUUUUUUGGGUGAAAAUUUCUGAGGUCCUAAAAGCAACAAAAGUACAAACAGAAUAGUGUAGAAAACUGAAGUGGCAUCAGUCAAGACUUAGCAAUUGAUAAAAAUGCUUCAAGUUCAUAACAUUUGAUGCUAUUUGAUAAAAUUAGGCCCGUUCAUUUUCAUUCUAAAAGUUACCACAAGCUAGCCUUAGAAAGACUGUCAUCCUCUGCCAUCAGGUGCAGUGUUAUCAACCAUCCAACUGGUAUCAUGAUUCUAUAAAACAUUUUACACUUAACCUCAUUGCCUAACCAAAAACAAAAAAAACUAUCAAAACAUUUUACAUCCCAAAGCAAAGCUGAUAGGGACUGUAUUCAGCUGAAAAUAGAAUUGAGCCUAGUAGGCCAUUUAUUAAAAACAGAAUGUCCAGAUUACAAAUAAGCUAGGUCUAUCUGAUCUAAUGUCUUAUUAUUUUCAAAGCAUUUGAGUAACCUGAAAUCUUCACCACCCAGUUUAAAACUGUCCGAAAGAUAAAAGUAUUUCUUAGAAGUAUCUUCAAUACUUGUGCAUAAAGAAUUGCCUUGGAAUUCAAUUCACUUUUAUCAAAUUUUAGCGCAGUGGUACAAGUAAACAAAUGAAUAAAUAUCUUAGCAACUGGGGGAUCAAGAAAGAUUUGCAAUAGAGGAGUGUUACCUGAACUGAACUUUGAAGAAAGAUAAUUCUGAGUGGUGGAAGUAAGUUCAUUUCAUGCAAGAGAGACUCUGGAGAUGUGAAAUUGGAAGAUGGGAAGACUGAGUUCAGAAACUGCUAGGAAUCCAUUUGGCUGAAAUAGAGACUUCCUAAAGGGAAGUAGCAUGAAAUAAGAAUGGAAAGGUAGGUAGGAUUCAGACAAUGAAAGGCCUCAAGUAACUAAGAUUAAAAAUUUUACUUUGUCUCGGAGGCAGUGGGAAAGCACUGAAAGUUUUUGAGCAUGAAGAUGACAUUGGCAACCUUGGGUUAUUUUGGCUACUAGGAUAGUAGGAAGACUGGAAGUAGGAAGACCAGUUAGGCUGAUGCCAGUGUAGGAGAGAGAUGAGUGAAUAAGGGUAAUACUGUGAGUGGAGAGAAGGGGAUAGAUGAGGGAUAUUACACAAGUUAAACUGACAUGAUUUGGCAAUUUCAUUAGUAGAAUGAUGAUUCCCUCAACCAAAAAGUUUGGAAGAACAGGUUUAAGGAGGAAGAUAACCAGUUUUGUUUUUGAUAUGCCAACAGGAUAUCCAGGAGGAAAUGUUCAACAGGCAGAUGACACAAAGUUCCGAGUUCAAGGGAUUAUGUUUGGACAUAGAGAUUUGCAUAAAGAUGACACUUAAUCUACUCCUGUAGGAGCAGAUUAAAUUAAUCCAAUCCAAAAAGUAUUUACUAAUAAAUACUAUAAGAAAGGUGCUGGGUAUACAGAGACAAAAGGAGAAAUAGUCCCUGCUCUCAAGGAGCUUACCUUUUACUGGGAAGCUACAAAAUGUAAAGAGAUAGAUUGGAGAAUGCAAUGAGGUGUCAUUUGCUAGUUUCCUCAUUACACAGACACAUACAAGAUAAUUUGAGGAGAGUGAGCAGAGAGAGAGGGGUUAAAAAAACACUCUUCAUAGGUGGUGGUACCCGAGCUGAGCCUUGAAAGAAGUCAGAUUCUAAGUGAAAAAGUAGGGUUGCUUGCCUGUACAAAAAUCGAAAGAAAAGACUAGGAUCUGCCCCAGGAAAAUGCCCCUUCUAGAAAAGAGGGCAGGAGACAGAAGAUGACCCUUCCGAAGAGAUCGAGUAGUAGGAAAGGUAGCAGGGCCGGGAGAAAGCAGUGUUGCAGAAAUCGGCAGUGGCAGUGGAGACGGCAAUCAUUUUUCAGUGUUUUUAUCCCCACGAGAACAACCCCGCGCUCCCUGCUCUCCCCGCCCCCCCUAAAAAAGCCAGGGUGGAGAGUAUCCUAGAGCUGGCAGAGCUGGUGUCUCUUUCGAGGCCCGUCACAACUGUCCCGACCUCGCUUGGCGCUUUUUCUCAGUUCCCUUAAUCCCACCCGCCCUGUUUCGGCACUCCGUGGCCCAGAGCCCCACGCCGGCGGGCGAGUCCUGACGAAACAAAGGCCAGUUCGGGGCCGGCCUCCGGGGCGCAGGGGGCGCUGUGCUCCAGGCCACGGGCGCCAAGGCCGCCUCCGGCGCGUCCAGCGCCGGCUGUGAGACAGCCGCGAUGAGCUCGGACGCGGCGCUGCUUCUGGAGGCGGCUGACUUCGCCGCCAGGAAGCAUCGCGAGCAGCGGCGGAAGGACCCAGAGGAGACCCCGUACAUCAAUCACCCCAUCGGUGUGGCUCGAAUCUUAACCCACGAGGCGGGAGUUACGGACAUCACGGUUCUGCAGGCCGCCUUGCUUCACGACACUGUGGAAGAUACAAACACCACCUUGGAGGAGGUGGAGGAACAUUUUGGGGCGGAGGUGAGGGGCAUCGUGGAUGAAGUGACCGAUAACAAGGCGCUGCCCAAGCUGGAGCGAAAACGACUGCAGGUGGAGAACGCCUCGCAGAGCAGCCGGGGUGCCAAGCUGGUGAAGCUGGCGGAUAAGCUGUACAACCUUCGGGACCUGAACCGUAGCACCCCAAAAGGAUGGUCUGAGCAGAGGGUUCAGGAGUACUUUGAGUGGGCAGCACAAGUGGUAAAAGGCCUUCAGGGCACAAGCCCCCAAAUGGAAAGUGCACUGCAGAAACUGUUCCAAGAACGAGGAUUAUCACUGUGAACAGCAGGGUUAACUAGAAAUGUUUGAUUUAAUCCAAGAAGAGGAUUCAAAAAUCAAUUCUGACCGAUAUCGAAGCCCCCAAGGCAUAUUGGUUCCUUUCAAAGAUUACAAACAAGGAAAGACUCCACUUUUCUUCCUGCUACCUGAGCUAAACACUAAUUUGUGAAAGUUAGAAUGCCUUCUAUUCCUGUUGUAACCCAGUAAUACACUGUGAUGUUGGAGACUGAUUCUCUGGGUCUGUAAGCUUCUUUCUAAAUUGGGUUCACUGAUCAUACUGAAGACAGAAAAACACUGAUUUUUGUUUUGUUUUAUAAAUCCAAUGAAAAUAAAACAGCCUGCAGAAAUU
Phascolarctos cinereus (koala) is the source of this 3296-nucleotide messenger RNA. RefSeq names its product HD domain containing 3 (gene HDDC3). The record is from RefSeq and is a predicted model, not a curated record. Gene Ontology annotation, molecular function: guanosine-3',5'-bis(diphosphate) 3'-diphosphatase activity. NCBI's taxonomy places the organism in Eukaryota, Metazoa, Chordata, Mammalia, Diprotodontia, Phascolarctidae.